Molecule: messenger RNA, 4073 nt
Organism: Anneissia japonica
Lineage: Eukaryota; Metazoa; Echinodermata; Crinoidea; Comatulida; Comatulidae
Product: zinc transporter 5-like
Exons: 17
Coding region: 200-2563 (787 amino acids)
Biological process (GO): transmembrane transport; zinc ion transport; intracellular zinc ion homeostasis
Cellular component (GO): membrane; Golgi apparatus
Molecular function (GO): zinc ion transmembrane transporter activity
Source: RefSeq, a predicted model, not a curated record
CGGCAGUGCCGAUAGCUACAUUCCUACGAUUCUACGAAGACACGUCGGUGUGAAUUUGUUGUUCAAUUCAGAUCUAGUUUUCAUGAUAUUUUGGUCAAUAAAUUCGUCUGGAUUUUAGAAUAACAUCAUCACACACAAAGAUACAUGAAUAAGAAUGAGUUAAACCAAAAAGAUCAACGCACGUUUGUAUUGAGUUACCAUGGCUGCCAAAUUUGGAGACAGUACGUUUUCAGGUGGAGGAAGUCAUUUAGGUCGAGUAGACCCAAGAAGAUUGACACCAUUUAUAUUUUUGCUUGUGGCAACAAAACUCCUGCGUGCAUUGGGACUAUUCAUUGCCUAUGAUGUUCUGAAGACCGUACAUUUAACACUCUUUGUGUUCAUUAUAAAAUCAGGGUGUGCAGGUAUUUUUCUGGUGCUUCAAAAACCAUUUUCUUCAGGAAAAAGAGUAACAAAGCGCCAAUGGAUAAGGAUCCUUAAACAUGCAUUUGGCAGUACAUUGAUAACACUGUUGUGGAUGUUUGGCCUCAGAAUAUGUGGUCCGGCAAGAACUAUAUUAUUAUUUGAACACUACGAUGUUGUGAUCUUAGCAGCUGGGGCUGCAUUGUUUACUGGUGCAGGAGGGGGUCCAUCAAGGACCAGAGGAGCAUUUUUACUGUUGGUAGCCAUCUUAUCUCUGCUUCUGUUUGAUGUGGAUUUGAAGGUCAAGGAGGUCGAGCAUCCUGAGGGGCCUCAUAGCAGUGCAAUAACUCAUCUAUUUUACAAGAUUAUAUCAUGGCUUGGGGUGUCAGAUCAUAAGGGUGGGGUAUUGUUACUGGUCUUGGUUGCAUGUGUAAAUGUAGCUUUUAGGAAUGCUUCACGCACUCUGUCUGUGGACAUAGGUGGUGCCAAGAGGCUACAUGCAUUCUCCACAUUACUGUCUGCCAUUCUUCUAUUUCCUUGGCUGCUGUAUCAUUCAUUAUUUCAUGAAGGUUUACAAGAGUCAUAUAGCACCCUCAUAGUCCCUUUCUUAGCAGUCAUCUUGUUCGUAUUUGUUAUUGAUUAUUAUAUUGAUGCUGUAUCAAUCAAUCGUUUGGACAUUUUCAAAACGGCUCGCUAUGGCUCCGUCAGCAUCUUUAUCUGUGCUCUUGCUCUGAGCUGGUUGUGGGGGAAACACGGGGCUGAUGUUGUCGGGAACCUAAGCUCUGAAAUGAAUGAAGACCAUGGUAUAUCUGGUGGAUUUGUGUUCAGCACCAUUCUUUUUAUACUAGGAACCAAUAUUCUUGCCACUGCCACACCCAAGAGCAAAGGGAACCUGAUAGGGUAUUCCCCCGGAGGAAUGCCUCUGUACAGCUUCAGUGGCGAUACUCUGAAGAGGACAUCGCAAUCUUUAAUGUCUGUUUGUAAACAUUUUCUCAAGAAAACAUUAGAGGAGCAUGAUUCCAGACAGAUUUUCUAUUAUUUAUGUAUAAAUUUGAUGUUCACCUUUGUUGAGAUUAUAUAUGGGGCUUGGACCAACAGCCUUGGAUUAUUAUCUGAUGGCUUCCAUAUGUUAUUUGACUGCACAGCUUUGGUUCUGGGUUUGACAGCAGCCAUCAUGAGCAAAUGGAAAAGCACAAGGAUAUUUUCAUAUGGGUAUGGUAGAGUUGAAAUACUGUCAGGGUUUGUGAAUGCUUUGUUUUUGGUAGUUGUAUCAUUUUUUGUCUUCACUGCUGCACUUGGAAGACUACUUGACCCACCAGAAAUCAACACCGAACGAUUAAUGACUGUUUCCGUUGCUGGAUUGUGUGUCAACUUGAUCGGAAUCUUUGCGUUUCGCCAUGCCCACACACAUGGACACGGCCACUCGCACGGUCAUGGCCAUUCGCACGGAUCAGGUCGGUCAUCUCCAGAUCAUGCCCAUGCUCACAGCCAUGGCCAUAACCAUGGUGGUGGUGGGGGAGGUCAUGGUCAUUCGCAUGGUGCACAUCAUGGCCAUUCACAUGGUGCUAGUGGUUCGCAUGGUCCAAGUUGCUCAGGUGGUCAAACUCAUAAAAAUACAAACAUGGAAGGUGUUUUCCUCCACGUCCUGGCAGACACGAUGGGAAGUGUUGGUGUGAUCAUCUCAUCAUUCCUUAUUGAUCAGUUUGGUUUGCUGGUAGCGGAUCCCAUCUGCUCCAUCUUCAUUGCUGUCCUCAUCUUCCUUAGCAUCAUGCCACUCUUGAAGGAGACUUCUAUAAUUCUCCUACAGAGAACACCGGUUGAUCUGGAAAACAAUAUACUUGAAGGUCUUAAAAAGGUGAAGGUGAUUGAAGGGGUACUGUCUUACAAAAACCAGCAUUUCUGGCAACAGCACUCAGCCGUCGUUGCUGGCACACUGCAUGUACAAGUUGAAUCAGAUGCUAAUGAACAAAAGAUUAUACACCAGGUCAGUGCAAUAUUCAAAGAAUGCGGCGUACAGAACUUCACAGUACAAAUUGAAAAGGAAGCGUACUACCAUCAUAUGUCAGGACUGAGUGCAUCAUUUGACAACAUGAUGAAAAUGACAAAACAGGUUGAGAUAAUGCAACAUAGAGACGAUCCAAAUUUUGAUAUUAAAACCAUUUGAAAUGAAUUAUUAGAAGAGACAGGCCAUCAUAUAUUGAGAUCAGAGGAGACACUGAAAUAAAGAGCAAAAGGCAAAGGCUGGGAUGAGAAUAGGCUUGAAAGGGGUUGAGAAAAUACAUGAUGAAUAUGGACCUAGAUUUGAGAUUGAAACCAUCUGGAAGACAAGCCAUAGAUCUUGAGAUUAAGCUAGAUACUGGAAUAAGGAGCUAAGGCACUGAAUGAUGAUGGGUUUGAAAGGGAUUAAAAAAAGUGCAAGAAGACAUUUAACCUAAUUCAAUAUUAAAACCAUCUAAAAAAAGUAAACCCAGUGAUAAAGAUGGAAGUAUUGUAGUUAGAUACUGGUGGAGCAGGUGCUGUAUGAAGAACUGAGCCCUAGACAGUUGAAAACCUGCAAAAGGAUGAUGUUUAGCCUACUCCAGUGCAACCAGGAUGAGGCUAGCUUUUUUAUGCUGAUCUAAAACAUAAAAUACAAAUCCUAAUAGUAGUUAAUUAACGGCAGUUGAUAAAUCAUGAAUUAUUUUGUUUUGGAAUGAUAUUAUUGCUUUUUUAUUAUUUAUUUGUUUUAUCUUUAAUAAUUCAGUAUAAUACCUCCAUGUUUUGUUGGAUAAGGAUAACAGAAAAAUUUAAGGGACCAAUUAAAUGCAAAAGAUUGUUGAGCAAGGUUCAGAAUCCAAAUUCCUCUUGCAAACAUACCAAGUGUAGGUAAUUUUAUGCUCUGUUAAUAUGCAAAUUUCAAUAUCAACAUUAUAUAACCAUAUAUGGAACUCUAAUUAGAGGCCAAAAAGAAUAGUUUUACUUGCACGUCUGUGUCGAAGGUCAGCAAAGUAUGUAAACAAAUGAUUUGGCUACCACUGUACAUACAUGUGAUAGGAUAGAUUAUUUGUUUAUGGCAUAUGGCAUGUGCAAUUGAAAAUAUCAGAAGGCAAAUUGAUUGCCAGGUAUUGUAACUAAUGAACUUAAUGCACUUUUCAAAGGGAAUCGAACAAAAGUAUGAUAGUAAAAUAAUUUAUUAUGUUUUACAAUAUUGUUAUUGUUUGUAAUCAUGUUCUGUGGCAGAGUAUAUUAUGGUCAGUGGCAGAUUGAGAAAUUAAAAAUAGAGGGGGCGCUGGUGAGGGAUUUUCACAGGUGGCGGUUAAAUACCACCUCAGCCGAGGUAUGACAAUUUAUGAUUAUGGCACCUCUAGAUGGCCAGAAAUGGCACUAUCAGACUUAAAAUUUGAAUAUAAUUUCUUUUUUCUCCAUUUUUUUUUUAUUUUGAAAAAUUCAAAGGAGGAGGGAGCUGUGCUGGCUGGAAUUCCACUUGAAAUCUGCCACUGAUGGUAGUCUCAUGCAUAUAAUGUUAUAUCUGGAAUUUUAAAAUAUUUUCACUUUGUGCUCUGAAAAGCAUAUAUUUUUGGCAACUCAACUUUGAGCAAUACAAUUCCCACAGUUUGUGAUAUUCUAAUGUUUUAAGAUAAUUUUGCCUGAGAUAAGAUGUGAUAUGUGAAUUAAAGAUAUUUCAUUUAUAUAUA